Messenger RNA from Lasiosphaeria miniovina, 942 nucleotides. RefSeq lists its product as uncharacterized. Bases 1 to 942 code for a protein of 313 amino acids. The record is from RefSeq and is a predicted model, not a curated record. NCBI's taxonomy places the organism in Eukaryota, Fungi, Ascomycota, Sordariomycetes, Sordariales, Lasiosphaeriaceae. Gene Ontology annotation, molecular function: FMN binding. The transcript is spliced from 2 exons.
AUGGCCGCCGCCGGGAAUACGGCGAAGUGGGAGGAGCAGAUCAAGCGGAACCCGCACCCGGACUUCAACAAGGUGCAGGCGUCGCGGCCGCCGUGGGACGCGACAUCGACAUUUCGGUACACGCAGACGGCGAAGCCCGACUGGAAAUUUGGAGACGGCGCCAACGACAAGAGCUCGGGCUCGGGCUCGGGCUCGGGCUUGGUCUCGGACUCAGAGCUGGCGGCGAGCCCGGGCCACGUCUCCAUCGACCCCUACGCCCCCGGCCGGCCUGCGGGGUUCAACUAUAAGCUGCUCAUUAGCGCCAUCGUGCCGCGGCCAAUCGCCUUCCUAUCGACGCGGUCCGCCGAUGGGCUGACGACGAACCUGGCGCCGUUUAGCUACUUCCAGCUGGUGGCCCACGAUCCGCCCAUGUUCGUCAUCGGCUUCACGAGCGCCCUCGAGGCGGGCCGCGCCAAGGACAGCGUGCGCAACCUGCUGGAGCAGGGCGAGUGCGUCAUCAACAUCAUCUCCGAGUCUUUCAUCGAGGCCGCCAACAGCACCAGCAUCAACGCCCCCUACGGCGUGUCCGAGUGGGACGUGAGCGGCCUGAACCCCGUCUACGACUGCGAAACGGUCACCUGCGCCCGCGUGCGCGAGGCAAUCUUCAGCGUCGAGGGCAAGGUCGAGAGCCUGCGCGAGUUCGAGAGCAGGGCCACCCCCGGCCGCAAGAACGCCACCAUGGCCACCAUCGAGGGCACCCGAUUCUGGGCUCGCGAGGACGCCAUCAACGACGAGAGGAACAUUGUUGACCCCAGAGUGCUGCGUCCCAUCAGCAGACUGGGCGGCAUCACCUACGGCCGCCUCACCGAGGCAUUCGAACUUCAGCGGCCCGAUUUUGAAAAAGACCUAGGCGGCCGCGAGGGCGCUGCCAAGUUGGAGAGCAAGCACCCGGCAGCCAACUAA